This is a messenger RNA of Drosophila bipectinata, 516 nucleotides long. RefSeq names its product coiled-coil domain-containing protein 103. NCBI's taxonomy places the organism in Eukaryota, Metazoa, Arthropoda, Insecta, Diptera, Drosophilidae. Gene Ontology annotation, cellular component: outer dynein arm. Gene Ontology annotation, biological process: epithelial cilium movement involved in extracellular fluid movement; determination of left/right symmetry; inner dynein arm assembly. The record is from RefSeq and is a predicted model, not a curated record.
CAUGUACACAAGAAGCAUUCCUAUCGUGGGCUCUUCGAAGGGUUGUAAAAGUUAAUCGCUAGCUAAUAGGAGCUUAUCGCUGGCCAGGAGAGAGUCUCGAGUAGUUUUGGGCCGUACUACACUUUGUUAACCCUUGUUAUUCCAUAGGAAUACAGUUACCCAGGCAACCGUAGAAAAACAAACCAAAUUCUACAUAAAUUUCUGACCCAAGGCAGUACAUCAUUCCGUAAAACAUUAUGGAUGACUGGAAAAUAACACCAGAGGAAUUGAUAAGACUGCGCGAAAGUUGCCUUCAAAGCAUCCGGGAUGGAGAAAUCUACCAGCUGCGCAACGAUGCCAAACUGAGGGCGGUCUACAGCUCCCAGAGCUACGAGGAGUUCAAAGACAUAGUAGAUGCAGCCCACCUGCGUCCAGUGACCAGGAGUGACAAGGCCAAUGCCCAUACCAAGAACCGUUUGUGGAAUUCCGCCGCCCGCGAAUAAUUACCUAAUAAAGAUUCCACAAAGUUGCAUAUUA